AUGUAAGGGUUCUUAGUAGAAGGUAAGGAAAUCAGUAAAGAUUAUUCUUAUGAUUGGGUUUAAGGCAAAGCUGAAUUGGUAGCUAUUGAAAAAGGAAUUUCUGUUUUACACUUCAGUUAAGAAUUAUUAAAAAGAGAUUUAGAAAUGGAAUUCAGAUUAUUACGUAGAUUAACAGAAACUUAAUAUCAUAAUGAUAAUUUAUUUGACUUUCAUCCUGAUGUACAGAGACUAAAUCGAUAUAAUAACAUCAUCCCAUUCAAGCAUUCAAUUGUCAAAUUAAAGAGUGAGGGAGAUGAAGAAGAAAAUUUAAAGGAAUCCUAUAUUAAUGCAAAUUUUAUCAAUGUAAUUGAAUAGUUUAAGUAACAUAUGGCAACUUAGGGUCCUUUGCUCUCAACAUUUGGUCACUUUUGGAAGAUGAUAGUCUAGGAAAAUAUGAGUAUGAUAGUCAUGUUGUGCAAUUUAAAAGAGAACCAAAGAGCAUAAUGUGAAUAAUAUUGGCCAAAAAAUGUUGGUGAAACACUGAUUUGUGGAAAUAUUCAAGUGAACUUACAAAGUCAAGAUGAUCUUGGCAAUAAUAUAACUAAACGAAUACUGAAAAUUAAUCAGGAAGGGGAGGAGAGGAAUGUCAUUCAAAUCCAAUGGUGUGGAUGGCCUGACUAAGGAGUUCCUUCUCCAAGUGAUUUUGAUGUGAUGAAGGAGUUAUUAAAUAUCAUUAAUGAAAAAUUGUUGGCAGAUCAAAAAGUAGUUUUUCAUUGCAGUGCUGGAGUUGGAAGAACUGGUACCUUGAUUGCAUUAUCGAACUUAAUGAUCCUACUUAGAGCAUACAAACAACACAUUGGCGAUGAUCAUUCGAGUAAUUAAUCACCUUUAUUCUAAGAAUUGGAAGAAAAUCCAGAACUUUAUAGAAUUUCCAUUUUCGGAAUGGUUCGUAGAUUGAGAGAACAAAGAUGGGGAAUGGUUCAUACUUCAGAAUAAUAUUCAUAUAUAUAUAAAUUUAUUGAUGAAGCUAUAAGAUAUUUGUUUAACAAUUGA
Molecule: messenger RNA, 1032 nt
Organism: Paramecium tetraurelia
Lineage: Eukaryota; Ciliophora; Oligohymenophorea; Peniculida; Parameciidae
Exons: 6
Biological process (GO): protein dephosphorylation
Molecular function (GO): protein tyrosine phosphatase activity
Source: RefSeq, a predicted model, not a curated record